AUGUUUACUCAACCAAUUGCUGCUAUUAGUCCAAUGAAUAGUUGGAAUAGAGAUUAUCAAACUAUUGCUUAUGGUAAUUAUGGUUAUGGAAUUUAUACACAAGAUGUUGAACUCUAUCGAAAUCCAUAUACAGGACGAGUUAAUGUUGAACGUGAAGUUGAUUUUGUUCCAAUAGUUAACUCUGCAAUAGCAACAUGUAAUUUCACUGCAUGCAAUUCUCAACGAAUUGCAUGUUCAUCGAAUCCUGACUGCGAUUGUUUUUCAUUAACAUCCAAUCCGAAUACAGGAAUUUGUGCUUCAACUAUUUUUUCCUGUUCAAAUUUUGUACGAUGUAACAUGAAUAAUAUAACUUGCUCAAUUGAGAGCACAAUCUGUGUGAAUAGUACACGAUGUGGUCAACCAAUAUGUUACCCAUUCCCUAUGGCAAAUAAACAGAUUUGUCCACCAAAGACUGUUACAAGUAGAGAAGAUUUUUAG
Adineta steineri is the source of this 477-nucleotide messenger RNA. The record is from the annotation of a GenBank genome assembly. NCBI's taxonomy places the organism in Eukaryota, Metazoa, Rotifera, Eurotatoria, Adinetida, Adinetidae.